UUAAAUAGUGUAUUUUUUGAGAAGGUUCAAUUACUAGGUUGCUGCGGGUUAUAAAGUAGUGCCAUUUUGUGUUUUUAAUUCGUGGUUUCUUCUAAUCUAUGUUGGUACUCUGCACUGAAUAUAAUCUUUUGCAGAUUGGUAAUACGUGUGAUAUAUUUUGAUUAUGAUUAUAUGGUUAGUGUCACUUCUUGCUGUUGUAGGUUACUGUGUGAACAUUAUUUGUAUUAAUCAUUAACAUCAGUUAAUGACUGUUUCUGAGGAGAUUUUUCUGUUCAGUAAUCCGGUAUGUCGUGUCUAGGUUGUUCCAGCAAAUUUACGUUUUUCAAUAAAGAUGUUGGUUGCCCAAACUGUGGCUUCUCAUAUUGCAGUAAAUGCCUGAAACUGCAAAUAGCUGUUCCCAAGUUUGGGAAUUCAGUAUGUAAAGUGUGUAAAUCCUGCUAUGGAACACUUAUUGAAGGGAAUGAAAAUCCAAAAUCAUUCAAAGGGGAAUAUUGCCCUCCAGAAUCUUUUCUCAGGAGAUUGGAGUCCCUCGAGAACCCUUCACGCCCACCCAUAACCUUAUAUCGUAAAGAUCAGCAUAUGCAGAAAUUGAAAUUGGGCCUAAGUGAGGUGGACUGUAAGAUUGCAGAGCGUUUGGAGAAGCUGAGAGAGGACAGGAAACAGCAACCUGUUCCCACAGAAGAAGAGGUGGCAAGGAGAUUGGCAAAACUGAAGGGAGAAGACCCAGCUACGGUGGCAUCACUGCACGGAAAUAGAAUGAGCUAUAUUCCUCCUGAUACACGAACAAGUCAAGAAAAGGCAGAUAGUCUUGUUAAGCAGUUUUCUGAAGAAUAUGAACUUGACUCAAGACAGCCAGAUGCAGUAGAUGAAAUUUCUCAACGCCUCGCCAGAUUGCGAGGUCAAGAUACAUCAAGCGGUCAGACCUCUGCAGGUGAUAAACAGAGUGGGAGCGAGGUGGUUGACACUGAAGAAAGUCAGGAUUUCAUGGAGGCAGAUGAUGUGAAUGCCUUCCUUGUUCAGAUGCAAAAGGAGAUGAAAGGUCACGAAAUGAAGAAGUUGGACAAAGACACUCAACACUGCUUGAAAGCCAUAAAAACUAAAUUAUCAGCUCAGACACCAACUGAAGAGGCUGAAAACUUAGAUGAGGAAGUAGAGGAAACAAUACAGAAGGCUCUUCAUGAAGUGGCUUUAGAAGAAGAACUAGAGGAUGAUUCUGAAGGAAUUGAGGAAGAGGAAGAGCUAGUAUGGUGCGUCAUUUGUGACAAAAAUCCAAAGAUCAGAUGCUUAGACUGUGAUGGUGAUGUUUACUGCAAGAGCUGCUACACCAAAGUACAUAACGAGUGGCAUCAGGAUCACAGGAAUGUGCCUUUCACACCCAAAAAGUGAAAUUCUAAAUUGAAAGUUGUAUUAUCCUAAUUAUAUGUUUGAUGCAUAUUAUUAUAUAUUUCAGUGAUAAAAUAUUAAAAUUAAUUAGACUGAUUUGUGGGGGACCUUUUUAACCUCAAGAAUGUUCUUGACUUCUCAAUGUACUUGAUUCCCAGCAUCUCAGCUUUACCUGAAAUUAUUACUAUAAAUAAUUUUUCAAACAUACUGUCGUUACAUUGCUUUGAAUAUCUCCAAGUUAUUCAAAAUGAGACCCUUGUUUUCGGCAGCAAAAGUCCGUAUACAGAAAGCUCAUUUGAAAAGAUAAUAUUAUGAUGCAAAAUCCAUUUGUCGAGUAUUUUUCAAUACUGCACGGCCUGGGGACUAUUCUUGGUUUUUCUAGUUUGGAGGAACCAAUUAGUAAUUUAAAAUGCAGAUCAUCACAGUUUUGAUUUUGACGUUUGCAUGCUUUUCAGUCUUGGAGAGUCUAGUUGUUUGCGAGACUGGGUCGUGCUUGGAAGAUAAUUUGACCAUUGAAGGUUGUGAGCAAGUUUCUUUUCUAAUUUGCUUUUGUGGGCUAACGAAACAGUGUUCAACCACAAGACAAACUCAGUCUUAGCAACUCUAUAGAGAAAGAUAUUGAAUUAUGUAAUCACAUAAUUCUGUACAUACCAAGUCAUUAUCAGACUUCGUAUUUUCCUCUUUAUAAGUAAGAUAUACCAUAUGAAAGUACAUAUAUAUAUAUAUAUAGGCCUCUGUAUCAUAAAAAUAGUUCGUACUAAAAGUGCAGUGUUUUGAAGUAAUACAGUACAAAUCAGAUGUUAAUAAAAUACUAAAGUCUGUGUUACCUAUUUAUUUCAACUGUAAAAUAUUUCACCAAAAAUUUUGUGGCUACGUAUGUUGUAUUUCUUGUCUUAUGGUCAAGGGCAUAAGUGGUGUGGGGGAGAUUCAGCAGCACUCGGCCCCUGUUCGGACUUCAGACGACCCAAAUGUAACUGUGAGCAUUAUUCAUUUUGUGAACAUAUUAUCUAUAUGACAUGAACACUAACUAGAACUGUAUUAAUAGAGACAUUAGGAGGAA
Molecule: messenger RNA, 2443 nt
Organism: Zootermopsis nevadensis
Lineage: Eukaryota; Metazoa; Arthropoda; Insecta; Blattodea; Termopsidae
Product: abscission/NoCut checkpoint regulator
Biological process (GO): mitotic cytokinesis checkpoint signaling; abscission
Cellular component (GO): cleavage furrow; midbody; centrosome
Molecular function (GO): metal ion binding; phosphatidylinositol-3-phosphate binding
Source: RefSeq, a predicted model, not a curated record